Molecule: messenger RNA, 588 nt
Organism: Paramuricea clavata
Lineage: Eukaryota; Metazoa; Cnidaria; Anthozoa; Malacalcyonacea; Plexauridae
Source: the annotation of a GenBank genome assembly
UUCACUUCCCGUGAACCGCUGUUGAACCAAAAAACGCCUCCUCGUCGAAGACAGAAUACAGUUCUUCCCAGCACAAGAUCUACUAGUCAACCGGAAUCAGAUGAAGACGAAUUAGAUGGGUUAACAUUUGUACCAUUGGCGAAUGAUCAGAAGAGUGGGGCAGACGUAACCGACGCGGCAACACCAGCUCAAAACGGCGAGCAGGGACAUGAUGAGAUAGAAAACUCAGAGUUACCAGAGGUCGGGAACCCAGAUGUAUUGGCCCUUGAUGAACAACAACCAACCAUUCCACCGCCAGCAACGGAAAAUGCGUCUAUUCCACCACCACCUAUGGAAAAUACCAGACCUAGCAGAAACCCACCACCAAGACUAAAUUAUUGGACACCAGGUAACCCAGUCACAGGCAUUUCAUACCCUGGUAGUAUGAACACUAUUUUCGGUUUUGUAGAGCCUAGUCAACCAGGAGUGAUGCCUUUCCCACCAAUGAAUUCCAUUCCUUAUAUGUGGCAGCCAACCCCCCUACCUUAUAAUCCCUUUGCAUACCUCGGACCUCAUUGUCCGUACUGUGGAACAAUGUUCCUUAAUUAG